UGGCAACAUUGUGCGCUGUAAACAACAAGGAGAAGAAAAUAUUUUUAUUUUUGCAAAAUAAUUAAAAUAACAUUGGAACUUUGUAUUAAUGUAAAUCGUUUUAACUAAAGUAAGCAACAAAUAUUUUAAGCCAAUGUUGAGUUAACAAAAUUUUGGAGACAUAACACACCCGAUUAACUCAAUGAAAACAUGGGUGAUAAGAACGGUAUACAGGACUAUUAUUCAUCGGUUUGUCGAACCUGUCUGUCAAGCAGUGGGGAUUUGCUCAAUUUGACCGCGCUUAUUAAUGAUAAUGUGCACCAUAAUGAUGACGAAAUCUCCUAUAUGGACUGCUUAAGGUAUUGCCUGCCUGACGGCUAUAAUGCUGAGACGGAGGACGCGACAUUGCCCAAUAAAAUUUGCAUAGACUGUGCUUCAGCCUUACAAGUGGCCUAUUGGUUUAUGAAGAAUGCUAGCAAAGCACAGGAGGUGUUGAGAGUUCGUAUUCGAGAAUUGCAAGAUAAACAAAAUCAACUGGACAGACAGGCGGCAGCUGCAGAGGAAAGCAAAAAGCCCAAAAGGUAUCGCUGCAAAAUAUGUAACACUAAGUUGGAGACCAAAAGGUCUUUAAAAGACCACGUCAAGCUACAUUUAGAUAUUAUUGCCUAUAUGUGCCAAUUAUGCACAUUUGAGCACCACCAACGUAACCAUCUAAUUGAGCAUUAUCAGCUGGUGCACGGUGUGGAAGCCACUGUUGAACAAUUGAAGCCUAGGACAAAAACCUCACUUUCAAGCAAAGGUGCUACUUCGACAACAACAAUCCGGCAAUAUGAUAACAGAAUAGAGGAGCAGCAACAAACAACAGAGUUACAACAGCAAGCAUGUCAAGUUUAUAUGGAGGCACCUUCAACUCAAAACUCACAUGAAAUUCUAUAUUCAAGUGCUUUAAAUCAGCAGCAAAAUAGUCAAAACUUUUUGUACACUACGACUGGUGACUCCAUAAAUGCAACUGCUGUUGCCAACCCUCUCAAUGAGAAUCUAAACCCAAUAACAACAACAACUAUAUUUGCUCCUACCAAUACAGAUAAUUUCGAAUUUAAUGCUUUCGAAGGAGGCGAACUGAAUGUACAAAACAAUCCAAAUGACAAUGAAUUUAUCGUCAUGACAGGGGGUACAAUGGAGAAUGUUAUGGGCAAAGGUGUUGUCAUCGAGUAUUUUAAUACUGGAGAAGAUGGUACUAUAUCUCUGGAAAAUGGUUUAGUUUUGGAUAAUGCCAUAUUACAAGUUCAAAAUCCUCAACCGGAUAACACCAACAUGUUAUUGGGACAAAACGAAGUGGUACAAAUGGAUGUGGACGAUUUAAUAGUAGAAGAUCCAGAAAAUACGCCAGAACAAACUCAAGAUGCACCGCUUUCUCCCAUCGAUGAAGACAUGAUACCUGCAUCAUUUAUUGAGCAACCAAAAAGAAUCAAUUGCAAAAUUUGUGCCAAAGAAUUCGAUACACAACUGGAGCUUAAAAAUCACAUGUUGACACAUAAUGAAAUACCCCAUUUCUUUUGUGAGAACUGUAGUUUCUAUACAUUUUUCAAAAUUGAUUUGCAUCAACACUACAAAAGUAAGCACGGCAUUCAACCUACAAAUAGGCAAUUGCAACCGAAGAAUAAACAAACAAGAGCUUCGGAAGUUGACAUGGAUCCACAGACAAAGAAAGCAGUGGUACAAAAAAUUGAGAGAUACGCAAGAUCGCCGAGAUUGGUGUACAGUUGUGAUAUAUGCUUCUAUGAAUGUGAUUUGAAAUAUGAAAUUCGUAGGCAUUAUCUGAGCAAGCAUAGGAUGCAAUUGCAAGAUUUCCAGCAGAGACCUACCCGAAGUAGUCUCACCGCUGCCAUACAACCCAUUUCAUUUACAAACAUUGUGGAAUCCUCGCCACCUGCACCACCCGCAGCACCUGCAACGCCAAAAGAGAAUGCUACCAAUAACAACAAAAUUGUUAAAAUAAGAGUCAACUCUGUCAAUAAAAAUGCAAAAGCGGUUGAAGCUGUGAAUCCUUCUGCCAUGGAAGAGCCACAAUUGCCGGAUUAUAUAAAUGGUCUAAACUGUCGAAAGUGUAACGAGGUCUUCUUCUAUCGCAAUAAACUGUAUGAGCAUUAUAAGUUACACACAGCUGCGGAGGAGGCAUUGCGGCAACAGAAAAAGGCUGCAAAGAAACAGACAGGUAAAAGUUUGCCGAACUCACAAAUUCAACAGACAACACCGUUGGUAGAAUCUACUUUGGGCUAUCAGCAGCAGGAAACGGAAGCAACUCAACUACAUCUGCAUCAACAAACGGAUGUUAAUUUACAAUUACAACAACAGGAUAACACAUUAGUGCUACAACAACAGUCAUUGCAAACUGAAGCCCCAUUACAAAUCCCCCAACAAGAAGCUGCGCUACAAAUGUCUGAACCACAGAAUAUCCAAAUGCAAUUACCAGAGGAAACACAAAUUCCCCCCGAGUUGCAAAUGCAAUACAAUCAAGAUUCCCAAACACAUCAAACGCACCUUCAGGUAUUGCCGCAAUUGCCUCAGCCACACCAAGAAGUGGUUAUAACUACAACACCUUUGGACAAUGCCAUACAGACGACAUUCAACAAUGUCGAUGCCAUGUCAUUGGUUCUAACAUCCAACACAAACACCAUGAGUAAUAAUCCCGCGGCACCAUUAACCCCCUCCUCCAGUUCGACCUACACAUUGCCCUCAGAUGCCAUACCACAAAUUGUGGAAAUGGAGCAAACCAUUGAGACCGAUAUGGAUUUUGAUUUUAAUGGCGAUGCAUUAUUUGAAGAUUUUGAUGAUGUCGAUGUGGAAAAUGAAUCGGAUGAUAAUGACCUGCGUAACAUUGUGCUGACCUCCGAUGAUGAUUUCGAUGAUAUGCUUAAGGAACAGGGAGAAACACAAAUUCAGACCACCACUUCGUAUUGUGCUCAGUGUCAGAAAACAUUUUUGAGCCAAUACCAAUUUGAGAAUCAUAUGUUUUUGCACAGAGGGCUGGCUCCUUAUCGUUGCGAAAUGUGUACGAAUCUCUAUAAUACCAAACGUGCUUUAAUACGUCACUACAGUGCUGUACAUAAAAAAAUACCCUCCCGCGAUAUGAUCCAGGCAAAAGGAGAUAAAGUGUGUGUCUAUGACAAAUCUUCGACGGAGUAUACGAACAUAGAAGAAUCACAGGCCAUAACACUGAUGUGUGCUAAGUGUACCUAUGAAUCAACAGACUUUCCCAGUGUGCAAUUGCAUCUAAACACCAAUCAUAGUAUUCAUGAUGAUUCAUAUAUACUUAGAAAACUUUCCUUCGAAUGCCCACGCUGUAUUCGAUCAUUUUCAACCAAAGCAAAACUUCUGCGACAUUUGGAGCAUAAUCAUUCAUUGACACCCAUAAAUGAAACAAAAUCUCAAACAAAUUCCACAGAUAUUCCCGCCUCGACAACAGCAACAACGGCGAAUACAAAUGACGCCCUAGCACCUCCAUCCGCACCCACAUUAAUUGUAGAUAGUGUAAAUAUGUUACAAAUGAACGCCACAAGCGAACUAAGCUUAGAACCGGAAAAGGAAACUAACAAUGAACAGCUGGUGGCAACGCAACUUGUAGAUAUACAACCUGCAACUGCCGAAAUUCAAAUAAUUGAUACCCAAGCUCUUAAUAUUCAACCAAAUCCAAGGGCAGAAGAAACCCCACUGGUAGCAGCUCCAUAUAUCGAUGUACAAACAGAGAAAGCAAAUGCCCAAACUGAGCUAGGAAAUGGCGAAAACAAUAUAGCGGUCUCCCUUUCACCUUUUGUUACACUUGCGGUCUCCCUCUCGUCCCUAAGCCAAAAACCUGAUUUGUAUGUGAGCUCUGUAAAGCAACCUGAUCAGUUCGUGCAAACACAAUUUAUGGAGAUCCCAUCAGGAACCCCAACGCUUGGUAAACAUAAAGAGGCAGCUGAAAGCCCAGCUAUGACAGAAGAACUUCAAAAUGACAGCAAAACUAUAAACGAAAAUCACGAAAAUGACGAAAGUCAAAUGGGCGUCUCCCUCUCGCCCUUUGACAUGACCUGUUCUAUUUUGCCUAAUGAUUUUUCCCUUAACGAACCUGCCGAAGACCCAAAGGAUAAGUCAUGUGACGCUGACAUUGCUUACUAUACUAAUACGGACCCCAAGACGCCAGAUCUAUCCAAAACUGAGGCAGACUCCUCGUACUCCUCAGAUCCCCAGUCUUCGACUAACCCCAUCAAAACCAAUUUAAUUCUCUACAAAUGCAAAGUAUGUGAAGGUGAAUGCACCAGCAUAGAACAAGUCCGACUACACACCAGAAAUGCCGAAUGUCGGGAGCUAGUCAAAAUAUCGAAAAAAGACAAUCCGCUCUUCAAAUGUGAAGUUUGUGAAGCCAAAUAUCCCAACACCUAUCUACUGAGACACCACCUAAGGCGCCAUAUUGAGCGGAAAUAUCCUUGUUCGUAUUGUCCCAAGUCUUAUUUAAGCAAAAUCGAGGUGGAUGUCCAUCAACGAAUGGCUCACUCUGCGGAACGGCCAUAUAAGUGUGACAAAUGUCCCAAUAGCUUUCGUUUAAUGCAUCACUUGAGACGGCACCUGGAUAUCAUACACUUUGGCAAACGUCAUUUGUGUCCCGAGUUGAAGUGCAAUAAGCAGUUCAGUACCCUGAGCGAGAUGAAGAAGCAUAAGCAGUCUCAUUACGGAGCUAUUGAGCCAUAUAAAUGCAAGUACUGCCCGAGUGUAUUUAAAAGGCGUCUCUUAUUACGCAAACACUUCUCAAUUGUUCACAAGAAAAAUCUUAGCGACGAAGAAACCUCCUCCAGUCGCAACAUAAAUAAAGAAAAGUCUCACGUAAGAUUUGGCAUGAGGCGUCUACGUAGUCGAGAGUAAUUGCAGUAACCACCAUAACCAUAAAGUACCACACUUGGAGAAAUAUAUACACCCCUAGUCUUAGAGUUUAGUUUUCCAAAGAAUCCAAUUUUCAAUACAACAUAUUUUCUGUACGUAAAAAAAAAAUUAUUUAUUUUUUCAAAUAAAAGUUCAAUAAUAUUUAGAACAA
Molecule: messenger RNA, 5047 nt
Organism: Stomoxys calcitrans (stable fly)
Lineage: Eukaryota; Metazoa; Arthropoda; Insecta; Diptera; Muscidae
Exons: 13
Coding region: 190-4878 (1562 amino acids)
Biological process (GO): regulation of transcription by RNA polymerase II
Cellular component (GO): nucleus
Molecular function (GO): DNA-binding transcription activator activity, RNA polymerase II-specific; RNA polymerase II cis-regulatory region sequence-specific DNA binding; zinc ion binding
Source: RefSeq, a predicted model, not a curated record